CUGGGUCCACAGAAAAUGUUGGUUCUAGCAUCUGUGCCUGCUGCUUCAGUGCUCUCGUAUAGCAACCCAGUGUUGCAUACUGACAGUGACUGAUCAGCUGCAUCAGUGGCACCCGAAGUGCUGAUAUCAAACAAUGGUCAGUUGAUGUGUUGUCUUCGUGCAACGGACUCUCAGGCUGGGAACCUAUCUUACCACGACUGCCGCCAACACAUCCAACAGGAACAUUACAGCCAGCUAGCGAAGUAUGGCAACAUCUCCAUUGGCUGCCGGCUUGGAAUGAAACAUCAGGUGCAGGUGUUAUCGUAGGAUCUGAGGGUCCAGAGGUGGUUGUGAGCAAUUCUGCGAGGCUAAAGCUCGUAUAGAACGCGUAAGUCAAGUAUAUGCCGACACGCAUGGUGAAUGUAUUUUCGUGGUUGAUAAGAAGCCAACG
This is a messenger RNA of Periconia digitata, 430 nucleotides long. The record is from the annotation of a GenBank genome assembly. Lineage: Eukaryota; Fungi; Ascomycota; Dothideomycetes; Pleosporales; Periconiaceae.